AAGCAUGUUACAUAUCCAAUGAGGUUCGGCUCGGAUGGCAAGUAUCUGAAGCCAAUCUUCGGCGAGGAAGGGUUGUCCAUACUCCACAGCGUCACGCAUAUAGAGUGCUCCCCUUACUGAUACCGUUUCUUCGUCAAGAGCUUUCCAUCACGUCCUUGGCCUCUCACAAUCAACGAGCGUCCUUUUACAAUAGCAUCCAAGACUACAGAAGAUUUGCUCCUCACACCUAUCGAGGGCAAGCGUCACGAAAGGACCCGGGGAAGGAUCUCUCUAUUCCAACAUAUCGAGCCUCAAGUACCAAACACAGAUAUCUUUGCUGGAAACCAGAACCUCCAUAUUUGCGUAAAUAUCGAUGCACGCCAAGAUCGUUUCCCAGAGACCUCGCUGCGAGCGAUGGUUCAAGAUGUGACUGAGAUAUUUUCCAGUCAUCCAGAUUAUCCGAAAGUUAUGGAGGUCAUGCUGACCAUGGACGAAAGGAUCGUGGUUAGCUUGGGCUGGGAAAUUGAUUUGAAGUCGAAGGCGAACCAGCUUCCUGGCUACAUUGCUUGCUGUGAAGUUGAUACUGGAGUGGACGAUACCAGUCACGAGCGAUGGUUUCAUUGGGGCCCAAGACAGCUCACCGAUCAUCCGUGGCCUGUUCAUGUCAGCGAACUACCCCUAUUCCCUGGAACGAAGCUUCGUGGUUCCAAAGGUGUUGGGAACUUGAGAGGGAAAGGGGAUACACCACGCUUUGCAGUAACUGGAUCUAGUGGCGUUCUCAUCAAGAACCAAAAGGACCAACAUUUGAUGACCACGGCAGCGCGUAUUGUUCACCCAGGAGAUGUUGUAGGGAUGAGGGAGUUCUUCUUACAAAACAGAAUUGGAAUGGCUGUAGAUGUGGUCCCGGGUACAGAUGUUGCUCUGGUAAAGCUGGACGAGGCUAUCAAUUACAAGAACCAGCAUGGGACUAUGCCAUUUGCGCGGCUACUGGGCGAGGACCCAGGUGAUGCGCUUCCAUGGGACACUAUUGUCAGUCUCGCUACACGCUGGCCUCCUUUUACUAAAGGUAUAAUCGUUGCAAAGUCAGUCAGAGUCGUGCGUAAUCCUGCCACCACUCACUAUCGGGUCUGUCACUGGGCUUGGACUGGCCAACCGGAGGAUGAAAAAGGCCCGAACCUUACGCCAGAAGACAAAAUGGUUGGAGCUGCUGCGAUGAACGAGACUGGAGUUGUGACAGGGUUGCUCCAUUCCAACAAACACGGUCUGUGGGCAGGCUACUCUGUCAUGUCGAGUGCAAGUGAACUGGUGGAUGCCGGUUACAGUUUAGUGAGAUGA
Messenger RNA from Fusarium odoratissimum NRRL 54006, 1314 nucleotides. RefSeq lists its product as uncharacterized. The record is from RefSeq and is a predicted model, not a curated record. The transcript has a single exon. Bases 394 to 1314 code for a protein of 306 amino acids. NCBI's taxonomy places the organism in Eukaryota, Fungi, Ascomycota, Sordariomycetes, Hypocreales, Nectriaceae.